CCGUCUUGUUUUGUGUCUUGUCACCGUUUGCGUCAGCUCGACGACUUUCGUUUUGCACCGGUCGAUCUUUGCUCUAGAGACGUCGACCAGCCCUCUCGUUGUAUAUCAGAGCAACCCCUCUGCCUAACGGAAUCCCCCCACCGAUAAACAAAAGAAACAGAAAACCAGAAAUCGAGACAGCAUGGGUGUCGGUCGAUUUUUCUGUGUGGCUUUGCCACUGAUCCUCACAAUUGCCUCCAUCGGCACUCUGCUCUAUGCAGUUCUUGCCGGUGUUGCCCACGAGAACGUCAAGCUCAUCCAGGUGGACCUCAGCAACCUGAGCGUCAGCCCGCUGACCUUGAAGUCUCUCACCUCGCGAGCCGAAUUCAACAUGAAGGCGACCCAGACGGAUAACAUCACUGCCGAAGCCCUUGGCCUCCACAAGUACUAUGACCUCACGCUUUGGGGAUCUUGCUCCUCCGAUGACAACAAGAAGUGGACUUGCUCCAAGGCUCAAUUCGACUGGGCCAGCAAGCAGAUCAACGUUGAUGACAUCAAGGAGGGCAGCACCACCAUCCAGCUGCCCAAGGAUGUCAAGGACGCCCUCAAGGUCUUCCAGAAGCUUAUCAAGUGGUCCGAGGUUGCCUUUAUCAUCUCCCUCGUUGCUCUUGGCCUGGAGCUUCUCAUUGGCAUAUUUUCAAACUUCUCUCGGGCCGUCUCCUGCCUGACGUGGUUUGAAUCUGUUAUUACCACCAUCCUCGUCAUCAUUGCUUGCUCCCUCUCCACUGCUACCGUUGGCAUCAUUGCCGGUGUUGUCCAGGGCUCCAAGUCGCUCUAUGGUGCCAAGGUUCACCUUGAUGGCCGCUUCCUUGCCAUCAUCUGGAUUGGCGCUGCCUUCUGCCUUGGUGCCAGUCUCUUCUGGAUCUUUACCAUCUGCUGCUGCAAGCCCGAGAAGCGCCAGAAGAGCCACCACCACUCCAGCGAUGGCGAGAAGCUGCUGCCUGCUGGCGGAUUUGGAUCCCGUGGAUAUGCUCCCCUGGGCGAGCAGACCGGCUACACUUCCUCUGCUCCUCGCUUUGCCGCCGGCUCUGGCCGAUCCGACCUUGCCUACGAGCCCUACUCUCACCGUGCCUAAAUGGAUGGUGACUCGACCUGGUAAUAAAAAAUGGGCUAGAAGGCACCGACCACUUGUGGUACAUCUGAAUACAUGAACGACCGAAGAAGUACUUGGGUGCUUAUUGUGAUGCGUUUUUAUACAUUCCUUUGCGCGGCGUUUGGUAAAUUUUGAGUAUGGGAUGGAUACGGGGUGGCACAGUUAGUUGUUGGCAGUUGGGAUACCCAAGAUGGUGGGAACAAUCUGUAUAUAGAGUAUGGAGGAUACAUUUAUGAAUGAACGACAAGAAAAUUUAAAAACCACAUUUUAUCGCAG
This is a messenger RNA of Trichoderma virens Gv29-8, 1408 nucleotides long. RefSeq lists its product as uncharacterized. Gene Ontology annotation, biological process: fungal-type cell wall organization. The record is from RefSeq and is a predicted model, not a curated record. Gene Ontology annotation, cellular component: cell cortex of cell tip; plasma membrane. Bases 182 to 1114 code for a protein of 310 amino acids. Lineage: Eukaryota; Fungi; Ascomycota; Sordariomycetes; Hypocreales; Hypocreaceae. The transcript has a single exon.